CCCCGUUUCAGUUCAUUUUCAACUGUAGAGCAUACUGAUUAACCUUUUAUUGCACAGAGAAUCAGAGGGCCUGUGCUGCAAAGAAUCGCUCUGAGGGGAUUGGCCUUUAAGAAUAGCCAGGAAAGUAAGGACACUCUUUUUGUAACUUACUGUUCCUGUUUGAAAGCCUGUGGGCAGCCCUCUGCUACCCAGGAGUCUGCUGCUCUGAAAGACCCAUCAUCUGUUUUUCUUCACUUUCGACUGUAUGUAAAAGGCCUGGUUCCUGUUAUAGGACAUGUAUCAUUUGUCUGUCAUUCGAGGAAGUCUUCUAAACUUAGCAGUGUUGCAUGGUAGGCUGGACUUGAUGCAUGACAUUUGCAUGACUCCAUUCAAUGUCUUUGUGGAUUUGUCAGUGAACUGAUGCAGACAUGGCUCAAACAGCACGGGUUAAUGGCAGUGUUUCAGAAAAAGAGGGAUGUCUAAAUGUGGAAGAUGACAAGCACUCACCAGCCCCUUACUUUUUGGAAACUCCCUAUGGUUAUCAGCUAGACCUGGACUUUCUGAAAUAUGUUGAUGAUAUUGAAAGGGGCAACACCAUCAAAAAGUUAAACAUCCAGAGAAAGCCUAAAGUGGCAAAAUCUGUGACAACACCCAGGAGUGGUGGUGGGCAGACCUUUGAAUGGACAUCAACAGAGUCGUUGUCAUCUUCAUCAAACAGCGAUGACUAUAGGCAGUCCCCAUCUUUCCUUGCCACAAGAAGCCAACCAAGUCUUCCUCCAGUGAGGGCAGCUGCUUUACAUGAGGCCUCCCCAGCCUUUCUGAGUGUCCCUGAGGGCAAGCUCCUGCCACCUCCUUCCCCGAGGCUGCCCAGACACAACUUUCUUGUGGAGAAAACCUUGAUGGAGACACGAAGACGGCUGGAGCAAGAGAGACUGCUAAUGCAGCCCCCUGCCAACGAGACCCGCAGGCCUAGGCUUGCCAGUUUGGGGGGAAUAGGAUCGACCAGUUCGCCUUCUUCCUUUGCCGGAUCUAGUGGGCACAAUCAGAUCUCCCCAAACCCCCAGCAGCACCUUAACAAUGGGCAUCAAGCCAAUGGAGAAUACAAUCCAUACUUCACCUCCUCCAUAGGAAGCUCUAUCCGUCACAGCCCAAUGAGUUCGGGAAUGACUACCCCAGUCACCAACGUUAGCCCCACACAUUUGCAGCACAUCCGGGAGCAGAUGAUGGUAGCGUUGAAGCGGCUAAAGGAACUCGAGGAACAGGUCAAGACUAUUCCAAUUCUGCAAGUAAAGAUCUCAGUGCUACAGGAGGAGAAGAGACAGCUAACCCAGCAGAUGAAAACCCCAAAACCAUCCAAUCAGAAUACUGGCUGUGCUUUCAGAAAAAGAUCCUACAGUGCUGGGAAUGCUGAUCACCUUGAACCGUUCUCCCAAACUAGAAAGGGAGGGGAGCUACAUAUUGAUUCUGAGGAUGAAAUGGAAAGUCUAGGGCAGAGCUCUCAAAGAAUAGAAGAGUUCAGGCAGCUCACAGCUGAAAUGCAGGCUUUGGAGAGGAAGAUUCAAGACAAUAGCUAUGACCAACAACCUGGCUUAUCCCAAAAUGUGGAGCAGCAAUGCAGUGUGAAGGAACACAAAUCUGUUGCUGUUGGGGCUGAUGAGAACAUGAAUGACAUUGUGAUUUAUCAUAAAUCAUCUAAACAGUGUCAGGAGAUAGCAGUGGGGACUGAGACUGAGACGAGGAGUGCUGGUGUUGGUGUAACAGAGGCUUUGCUGGGCAUGACAACAGAAGCAGAAACAGAAAUUGAGAUGCAGAAUCAGACCAUUGAUGUACUGAAAGACAGAAUUUACAGGUUGGAGGUGCAGUUGAAAGAAACAACCCAUGAAAUGGAAAUGAGCAAGUUGAAAAUGGAGCUUCAGGCAGCGGGAUCAAGAAAGAAAGCUGAUAAGGGGUCAAUGGCUCGACCAGUGGUUUGCAGCACCUCUGUAGAAGCAUCGGUGCAGAUGCAAAGCCAAGCAGUGGGAAACCAUAUUGAUUUCGCCGAUUCUUGUGUCGGCAGAGAUUUGCAGAUGUCUACUAUUGGAUUUACCUGCAGGCCAGAAAUCCAGAAUGCCGCUGUAGGCCCAGAAAUACCCAUGAACCGAUGGAUUGUCCGAGAAAGGGUGGAGACUCAAGAUCAGUGUACCGGGCAGCAGGUUGUAAUGUGUAGCAAGAAUGUGGGAGUGGAAUUGAGUGUUUGUGAAACUGGAGUGAAUACAGAAGAAACUGUGGAUAGUUUAGCCCUUUGCAAAACUAAGCUCAAACAAGCUAAAGAGUUUAAGUCAGUAGGAUGUGGGGAAUGUUCAGUGGAUGUGACAGUUUGCCCUAUAAAAGAGCUGGUGUCUCUAGGCACAAAUACAGAUUAUGUAAAGAGAGUGGAGUUAGGUGUCAUGGCCAUACCUCAGACAUCAUCUCAACACACAAAUACAGUAAUAGAUUCCAUUAGCAAGUUUACCAACACAGAAACAGCAACUUUCAUGAAUUCUAGCACAAACACCAUGUUAAGCACUUACGAUAAGCAGACAAGUACAGUACCAACUGAGACUAGAACGGUUGCUGUGGGAGAUGGUAGAGUGAAAGAUGUUCAUUCUGUUAAGAUUCGCUCCAUUGGGGUGGGUACCUUGGUCAGUGGUGAUGCUAUAUUGGAAAAGCCAUAUGCAGUGAAGACCAAAGAUUUUGGCGUAGGGCAGGUUAGUGUCAAUGAAAACUUUUUGGUUGGUCUGAAAACACGCAACAUUGCCUGUGGACCCUCAACUCAGGCAUUUUCACCUGCCAACACCAGGAGUGUCGCAUUGGGUGAUGAGGGUGCUCCUGUAACAGGACAGAUCCAGCCGUCUGAACCGGAAAUAGCCUUUGGUUUGGACCACUAUAUUGAGCGGGUACAGAAACUUUUGCAAGAGCAGCAGAUGCUUCUGGCUGAGAACUAUAGUGAGCUUGAAGAUACAUUCGGGCAGCCUCAUUCUCAGAUUGGUUCCCUCAACAGCCAGUUAAUGAACACAUUAUCAUCUAUAAACACAGUUAUAAAAUGUGCAAGCAAUGAGGAAUUAAGAAGCUUGGACAUCUCGAAGCUCUGCCCUGAUACUACAAGUGCCAUAACAGAUACCGAUCAGUCUUUGCUCAGCAGCACUACCAACACAUGUGUGUCCUCCCUGACGCAGUCGGUCAUUCUCGAACAGAAGGUCGAGGCCACACAAGUGGAGCAAGUUACAUCUGUGUCUACAGUGAACGAGUUAAACACUGGGUCCAAGACCUAUUCACCCCCGGAGAAUGUGACAUCUCGAAUGAGUCUGACGGAUCAGCAAAUGACUUCUGCCUUGCAUGGGCAGUCUUGCAGUCCAAAUACUCUGAAGUCUAUUAUGAAGAAGAAAGAUGGCAGACAAGGCUCAAAUGGCACAAAGAAGAACUUGCAGUUUGUAGGUGUAAAUGGAGGGUAUGAGACCACAUCAAGUGACGACUCAAGUUCAGAGGAAAGCAGCUCGUCGGAGUCGGAGGAUGAGUGUGAAAGGAAUGAGUGUUUGAAGGAAGGGGUGGCUGGGAGAGCUGAGGAGUUUUGCAAUGAAGGUGCGAUGAAAGUCAAAGGCAAGGCUGAAGAGGGAGAUGCUGAGAAGGUGGAGAUUAGAGAGAGGUAUGAGCUGAGUGAGAAGAUGUUGGCAGCAUGUAAUGUGUUGAAAAAUCACCUGAAUGACUCCAAGGUUUUGACUAACAAAGAUGUGAGAGCUUGUCUGAACACGAUUCAGCACGAGUGGUUUCGUGUCUCCAGUCAGAAGUCUGCAGUCCCGGCUAUGGUGGAAGAUUCUCUUUCUGCCUUCAGAGAGGUGUCUGAUGCAGUCCUGCGGCACAUAGUCAACAUGGCAGAUGGCAAUGGAAACACAGCCCUCCAUUACAGUGUGUCUCACUCCAAUUUUGAUAUUGUCAGGCUGCUUUUAGAUGCAGAUGUCUGUAAUGUAAAUCAGCAGAACAAAGCUGGGUAUACUCCCAUUAUGCUGGCUGCUCUUGCAGCAGUCGAGGCAGAAAAAGACAUGCGGAUAGUAGAGGAACUCUUCAGCAAAGGGGAUGUGAAUGCUAAAGCCAGCCAGGCUGGCCAAACCGCACUUAUGUUAGCAGUGAGCCAUGGGCGAAUGGACAUGGUGAAAGCUCUGUUGGCAUGUUCCGCUGAUGUCAAUAUUCAGGAUGAUGAGGGGUCCACAGCUGUGAUGUGCGCCAGUGAACAUGGUCAUGUGGAGAUAGUAAAACUCCUGCUGUCUCAGCCUGGAUGUGAUGCUACAUUGACUGACAGUGAUGAGAGUACUGCAUUAUCGAUAGCUAUGGAGGCUGGGCACAAGGACAUUGCAGUUCUUCUUUAUGCUCAUAUAAACUUUUCCAAAGCCCAGUCACCAGGCACACCGAGGCUUGGAAGGAAAACGUCUCCUAGCCCAACACGAAGAAGCAUGUUUGAUUAAUAUUCCAAACUUGUCAACCCCCCACCCCACUCCCCACUCCCCAAGCUGCUAUUGGUUCUUGUUAACUUGGACAGAUACUGAAUGUAGAAUAUGAUAAAAAAAAAAAAAAAAAAAAAAAAAGUGCCUGAGCUCACCAGCUUAUUUUAGCAAUAAAAAUAUAAAUAAUAAAAUGAUUUAUUGGCAGUAAUAAGCAGUUAAACUGGAAGACAUUACUCAGCAGUUAAUAGCUUUGUGGCUUGGUAAUUAAAGUAUUCAGGAAUGCUGCUUUCGUUUUUUCAGUCAGGUCUCUUCCGAUCUCUUCCACAUUUUAAUCUGCCGUUAAUGUUAUCUUCUUUGUAAUCUAUGCAUUAUGUAAUCUGCUAGUACAGGUUCUGUUAUUCUCAAACAAGCCAUAUUGUCAAUGGCAUAUUUAUAUUGUUAAUCUUGCUUUGCAUUUAUUUUUUUUGCUGGGUUUUUUGUCAUUAACCCUUUGACCUCAUUUGAAAUCAUUUUAGCAUAAUCCUGGGGAAAGAUGAACAGGGAAGGUUAAAUAAAUCAAAGUGACCCAUUUGCUUGGUCCAAAUUUAUUAUAUAGAAAGAUAUCUCAGAAUGCAUAUAAUGUAUAACUUUUAUAUAAAGAUCAUUUGUAUCUAUUUAAAAAUGGAGUCUCAGUAUUUUCAAACUAUUAACCCAAUUAAUACAACAUUUACAUGAAGUUUCAUAUUUACAAUCGACCUAUAGUUUCAUUUCUAUAAAUAUUGUAUUUGUCAUUGUGUAUAUAUGAAUAUAUAUUAUGGCAUUUUUAGUGCUACAUUUGUAAUCACUUCUGUCUUAUGUAAGCUUGUCUUAUGUACAUUUAUGUCCCAGUGUAGCUAAGGUACUUUAGUUGUGUCCUGUAUUUUUAAUGUUUGAAGUGCCUUAGACUUGCCAUAUUUCAGAAUAAACUGCUUUGUGC
Polyodon spathula (Mississippi paddlefish) is the source of this 5388-nucleotide messenger RNA. Its product is annotated as KN motif and ankyrin repeat domain-containing protein 1-like. The record is from RefSeq and is a predicted model, not a curated record. Gene Ontology annotation, cellular component: cytoskeleton; cytoplasm. The coding region runs from base 408 to 4454 and encodes 1348 amino acids. Gene Ontology annotation, biological process: negative regulation of actin filament polymerization. NCBI's taxonomy places the organism in Eukaryota, Metazoa, Chordata, Actinopteri, Acipenseriformes, Polyodontidae. Gene Ontology annotation, molecular function: protein binding. The transcript is spliced from 12 exons.